UUAUUCUCUUUAAAUAUCGACUGUUUUGGUAACUUUUUUAAAAUACUGGCAAAGUUGUAUUUUGAUUCGCGAAAACGGAGAAAAGAUCAAUUUCAAGGUAUGGUCAAAGUCAUUAGGUUAUCAAACUGAAAAUAAAUCAUGAUUGUACCAACCAACAUCUAUGCUUUAAAUGAUUUUACAAAUCAAAGUCUAUAAUUAAGAAUCAGACAGAAAUAUUUUAAUUCACAUCCGUUUGAACUGAAUGAAUCCGUAAAUUUGUUGUCAGAUUGUCUAAGUAUCAACAAGUGCUUUGUUGUGAAAUAAAUUUAAUAUUCCGGUUGCAAUUUCCUUGUAUUAAAGUAUUUAUGAAGGUUUAUCAUUAUUUAAUUAUGUGCAUGCACCAUAUACAUAAAGAUAUUUAAAACUUACUAAAAUAUAAAAUGAACUACUGGUUUCUCUUUUUGUGUAUGUUUGUGUUUCAAAUACGUUGCGGAUAUAAUGAAGUGAUCGUAUCAAAGAACAUAUCUGGUAUCAGGGGAAGUUUAGCAUCUCCUGGUUACCCUGGUAACUACCCAAACAACGUCAACUACACGUGGAUUCUGAAUACUGGACAGGAGAAAGCAAAAGUUACCUUUCAAUUCGAUAUUUUUGAUAUUUUCAAAUAUAAAUACUCCUCUUGCAAUGAGGAUUUCUUAGAGAUAACAGUAAUAGAUCCGUGCUGCUUUUACCCCAUGCGCAGAUGUGGUCGAUUUGGUUCGUUUCCUCAGAUUGUUAAGGGCAGAUUGAUAAGGAUUAAUUUUGUUUCUGAUGAACGGGACACGGCGAAAGGGUUUAGUCUAAAAUGGAAAGUCAGUCUACAAGCAACUACAAAGGCUACCAAACACACAACAAAGACCACCACACAAACAAAAAAGACUACGAAACAAAUUACAAAGUCUACCAAACAAAUAACAAAGUAUACCACACUAACAACAGAGACGAACACACAAACAACAAAACAUCCAGAACCAACAACAAAGACCUCCAAAAAAACAACAACACUGCCGUUAUCAACAAGAAAAAUGACUAUGAUGAAUGAAACAACCUCGGAAAGGAAGUCAUUCAGGCCAAUCUCAAGGGACUUGGAUCAUUCGACAACAGCAACUAAUCAGGCGACAGCGGACGAAAAUACAAAUACAGGAGAGAAAACAGCUAUCAUAGAAACUGGGAUUGCUGUAAUUGAAAUAACGUUGGUGGCGGUCGGUAUUUACAUCUUCAAACAUCGUAGAGACAGAUCUGUUAAAAAGUCCAGAGAUACGCAAGACAACAAGUCUAACAGCGCACAUACAUUCCGAAAAUCAACACCUAUCGUAGAUGAUGUUUAUGAGUCUAUUCCAUUGGAACAUUUCAAAGAUGAAGAUAACAUACAAGAGAAAGGGAUAUAUAUGGAUGCUCAAGAAAAUAUAUACGACAAAGCUUUUGAAAGGAGACCGCAUGUUAUAAUUAAAAAUAAUGUGUAUAGUACUAAUGGUGUAAUGCACCCAGAACACUUAAAGCUUAAUACAGCAAAAAAAAAAAAAAGAAAUUCACAUAGACGUGACAUGAUAGAUUGUUAAUGACCUGUAAAUACCUUUACAUCUAAACAGACAGUAAAACAUUGAUGGAACCUUGAAUUGUCGACCGGGAAAUGAAGUAAACAAUGGAUUUGAGUCUCGAGCUCGAUCAUCAAACCGCUUCGAUAUGAUCAUGUGUCCGAAUGAUGGAGAUGAUAAUCGAUAAGAUUUUGAAAACGUAGAGGCAAAUGA
Messenger RNA from Saccostrea cuccullata (small rock oyster), 1763 nucleotides. RefSeq lists its product as uncharacterized. The transcript has 6 exons. NCBI's taxonomy places the organism in Eukaryota, Metazoa, Mollusca, Bivalvia, Ostreida, Ostreidae. The record is from RefSeq and is a predicted model, not a curated record. Bases 420 to 1574 code for a protein of 384 amino acids. Gene Ontology annotation, molecular function: serine-type endopeptidase activity.